Nomia melanderi (Alkali bee) is the source of this 1707-nucleotide messenger RNA. RefSeq lists its product as uncharacterized. The record is from RefSeq and is a predicted model, not a curated record. Gene Ontology annotation, cellular component: cytoplasm. Lineage: Eukaryota; Metazoa; Arthropoda; Insecta; Hymenoptera; Halictidae.
UGACGUUGACGGCCGAACGCCACUCCUCGCGCCGAGAAGCGUGUUGUCAUUCGGAAAACACUAUACAAAACCGCUCAGAAGAAUGAACACGAUAACCGCGCUGAUACUUCUCGUCUGCGAGUGCGUCGCCGAGAGGCAAUUUUUGGACGAUCGUUAUUACCAGAAAGAGGAUUCGCGGCUCUUGCGACCGUACGAGCUGUUCGACCGGCUGAACGGGGAAAACCGGAGGAACGCGGACGGCAACGGAUCCGGCGACAGCUGGCACGGACGAUGGAUGCCGGAUAGACCGGACGAACCCAUUCCGCCGCCGAAGAUUUUCCCGAAGAUUCCUCUGGAGAGCAAGGAAUCGUUCCUUGACCGUGCUGUCUUGCACGGCGUGACGAUGGGCUACCCGUCGCCGGACUGCGACGACGCCAAGACAAACCUGACCGUGGACUGGACCGGUUCACCGACCGUCUACACAUGCUACCAGCACAAGUUCCAACCAGACAGAAAAACAUUCCCCACUGAAUACUGCGAGCACAUACCCAAGAAUUAUGUGGCUUUGCACAAGUGCAUGAAUGAAAAGAUAGAGUACGACGACGACAUUCCAUUGUACGGAUCGCACAGACCACUUUGGCCCAUUUAUGGGGAAUACAAAUUCCUGCCGAGGCAGAGGUGGCUGCACAGUCUGGAGCACGGCGCUAUUGUCGCGCUCUAUCAUCCAUGUGCGAAUCCGUUGGAGGUGAAACGAUUCAAGAGGUUGGUCACCGGGUGCCUGCGCCGCCAUGUUAUAACUCCGUACAACUUGUUGAGCAGCGAACGACCGUUUGCGUUGGUCGCCUGGGGAUGUCGACUGACCAUGGCGUACACGGACCCGGAAACGAUAAAAGGCUUCAUCCGGAAGUACGCGCUGAAAGGGCCAGAGGAUAUACCGAGAGACGGACAGUACGAUUACGGUCUGAUUCGUCCAGCCAGAAUCGUCAGCGACGUCCUGGACUCGAACCUGUGCCCGGCGGAUACCGACGCGGGCUACGCGCGUUACCCGCGUUAAGCUGCCGGCUUACCGAUCUCAAUCUCCGUUCUUUUAUUCACCGUUUUACCAGUCAUUGUAUACUAUAUUUAUUUCUCCUUGUCCUGAUUGAAGGUACCUCGUUCCCGUCGGACUCGCAACCGCGACCUACGGUUUAACCGUCGACGCCUGUAACAAUAAAGAAGCCUCUGAAAAGCGGAAGCCGCUCGGCGUCUCGAGAGCAACCCCUGCUGUUCGUUGCGCGAUUCCUUCCCGAUGCGUCGGUACGGGGGCGGAGGAGACGAAUGAAUGAAUGGAACGCGCAAACUCCUUUCACUCUCGCGUCAUAUAUAUAUAUAUAUAUGUAUAUAUAUAUAUAUUCUCGUAUAUUGUUCCUUUUUCGAGAGAAGAUCGUUAAAUACAUUGAACAUCGUGUGGGUUUUUUAAAUUCUCUUUGCUUGCGGACUUUCGUCGUCUACAUGAUGUACGGGUAACUCGAUUCGUAGUGCUGACUAAAAUCGUUAUUUUUCUGCGGAUACGUACCUUCGACGAUAUAUAAAAUUAGGGUAAGACGAUUAAACGCUACCGUGUUUCGUUAAUGUAAAAUCGUUCUACUCGUCUACUCAAUGGCGUAAAGUCGUUAAACGUGGAACACUAUAUAUAUAUAUACACGAUAAUGUAUGUAUAUACUUAUACAGUAAAACGCUCGACUUACA